Messenger RNA from Ichthyophthirius multifiliis, 2731 nucleotides. RefSeq lists its product as hypothetical. The record is from RefSeq and is a predicted model, not a curated record. The annotation marks the transcript as partial. The transcript has a single exon. NCBI's taxonomy places the organism in Eukaryota, Ciliophora, Oligohymenophorea, Hymenostomatida.
GCGUUUGUUCGAACGAAAACAACAAGAAUAAAUGCAGAAAACUCGCCUUAAUAUAGAAAAAAGAAAAUUAGAAUUAUAAAAUUUAAGUAAACUACCUGAAGGAGUACGCAAUAUGUUAGAUAGACUUAAAGAAAAGGAAAACAAUCGAGAAGUUCGAAAUAAUAGAUUUUAAUAAAGUUUUUCUUUUUGUCCUAUAAAGGCUAAAUCUAUUCCCAAUUUUAAAUUUUUACAUGAAAAACUAGAAGAUGAACUUUAAUAAAAAAAAGAUAUUUUCAUUAGUACAUAAAUAAGGGAAUUUAACUUCACAUAAACACGAAAAUCAACCAAAAGAGAGUAUUUAGAUAUCCAAAAUAUAGAAAUAAAGAAAUAAAAGGAAAAAAAAAUUGAAAGAGAAAAAAAUCUGAAAAAAAUACUUGAAUAAAAAGUCAAAAUCAUGCCUUCUUCCACUAGAAAAUUCGAGGCGAUGGUAAAAUAAAGAAAAUUAUAGGAAGAAAUUUCCUAAUAUGAAAAAUUGGAAAAUGAAAAAAGAGAAAUCGACAAAUAAUUAAGAAGAGAAAAAUUCGCAGAAUUCGUCAGAAGUUGUAUUUAAAAUGCUAAUUAAUCCCAAUAUAAGGAAUAAGUCAAAUUAAUGAAAUAAUAAGAAAGAGAAUAAAGAUAAAUUAAAGUUUUAGAAUGGGAAUAAUAAUUCGAUGAAAAAAUGACUGAAAUGAUGAGGAAAGUCAUUAAAAGACCUCUUUUAAUAGAAUAAGUGUCUAAUAAAAACUGCUCCGAUGAUCGUAAUUAAAGACUUUAAAUGAUUCUUGGAGAAAGAGAGAGUAUUGAAGAAGACGCAGGUGAAAAUUUUGAUGAAUUUGAUGAAUAAUAACUAUAAGAUUAUCUAGAUCCAACUAAAUGUGAUCCUUAGACUUAUGAAGAGAGAAGGAAUUUAUAUGAAAUGUAUGUAAACUCGUAGUUUAGGGCAUAAGAGAAUGAAGAGAAUAUGUAAAAUAUUAAAGAGUAAGAUGAUGAGGAAGAUGAAGAUAAUAAAUAAAUGAAUAAUUUGGGUUAAUAAAUGUAUGAGAAAGAUAAUAAGAAAUUAGACUCUUCAAAUAAAAAAAACGGAAAGUUAUUUGAUGAUGGAAUUUAAGAUAAAGAAUUUAAAGAAUAAUAAAAAUAAUUAAAAGAAAUACAAAAAAUAUAAAACGAAAGAUAAUAAUAAUCGUUUAAUUAAUAAUAACAAUAAUAAUAAUUUGAUUAAUAAGAAGAAUAAGAACACGAAAAUCAUUAAGAAAAUGAAAAUAAUGAAUAAGAAGAGGAAGAAGAAGAAGUCUAUUAUGAUGAAUACGGAAAUAAAAUACCUCCGGAAGUAGUAUAAUAAAUGAAAGAAUAAUUCGAAUAAUAAUAAUAAGCAGGAGAUGAAGAUGGAGAAGGAGAAGAAAAUGGAGAUGAUGAAGAAAAUGUUUAGUAUGUAGAUGAAGAUGGAAAUGUUAUUCCUAUAGAAAUAGUUAGAGAAUAUUAAAAAUAAUAAAAUUAACUUUAAUAAUAAUAAGAAUCUGAAAAUAAUGAUAACGAAAAUAUGGAAAAUAUGGAAAAUAGUGAAGAAGCAGAAUAUGUUGAUGAAGAAGGAAAUGUAAUACCACCUGAAAUAGUGAAGUAAUAUAAGUAAAUGUAAAAGGAAGAAGAAGAAGAAUAAGAGAAAAAAAAACAGGAAGAAGAAGAAAAAAAAAGAAAAUAAUAAUAAUAACAAGAAGAUGAUAAAUAAAGAAAAAAAUAAGAAGAAGAUAAAUAAAGAAAAAAACAAGAAGAAGAUGAAAAAUAAAAAAAAUAGUAAGAAGAAGACGAAAAAAAAAGAAAAAAACAAGAAGAAGAUAAACAAAGAAAAAAACAAGAAGAACUAGAAGAAGAUAAAAUCAAAAAAAGAAAAUAAGAAGAACUUGAAAAAUAGCAAAAAUCUUAUAGCAAUUCAACUUCUGCUCAGAAAAAAAAAAAUUAAGAUAUAGAUUUAAAUGAAUAAUAUUACGACCAAGACGGAAAUCUCAUAUCUCCCGAAGAACUCAAAUAAUACAAAGAAAUGAUGGCUAACGGAGAAAUAGAUAUGGACGAUGCAAAUUUAGAUGAUGAAGAAGAAGAAUACGUAGAUUAAUAUGGAAAUCCGAUUCCUCCUGAAGAAGUUGCUAGAUAUAAAGAAAUGUUAGCCAGAGGAGAAAUUCCAAACGAUGAUGAGCAUGAAGAUGAAAAUAAAGACGGUGAAGAAUAAGAAGAAGAAGAAUAUGUAGAUGAGCAUGGAAAUCCUAUACCACCUGAAGAAGUAAGAAAAUAUAAGUAAAUGUAAUAAUAAGAAUAAGAAUAACAAGAGUUUGAAAAUGAAGAAGAAUAUUUAGAAUAUAUGGUUUAAAUGUAAAAAAAAUAACUAGAAGCAGAUGGUAUUAAUGUAUCAGAAAGUGAAAUAAGGGAAAAACUAAAAGAAUAAAUAAUGAAUGAUAAUUAAAAUCAAGAGAUUGAAAUUGACGAAGAAAUGGAUUAAUAAUUAGAUUAAUUAAUUGAUAGUAUGCCAAAGGAACAAUUAGAUUAAUUUGUAGAUGAAAAUGGAAAAAAACUUAACAGAGAAUAAAUUAAGUAAAUCAUUAUAAUGUAAAGUUAAUAGGAUUAGGAAGAAGAUGAUGAAGGCGAUGAAGACGAAAAUUAAUAAGAUUUUAGGUAAGGAGGUGAAUAUUAAUAAUAAAGUAAGAAUAAAAAUAAUAGUAGUUUUUGA